AUGUCAUCGACGACUAGUAGCUGGGCUAAGCUACGACAGCAGGCGCGGUCUCUAGAAGUACAAACCGAGACAAUAUUCCACACAUAUUCUCAACUUGCCGCAACGGGGAAUUUACCUCCUAAACCAUCCGAAGAUGAAAAAGAAACAGAAAAUAAACUGUACGAAAUACUGGAUAGACGCGAGGCUCUAAUUGGCCAACUAACACGUCUUCUGGAUUCUGAGGCAGCGCUCACGGCUUCCUCUCUUAAGCAAAACAAUCUCAUGCGUCAUCGCGAAAUUCUACUUGAGCAUCGAAAAGAAAUGACCGGUUUGAAAUCACAAAUUGAGGCAGCGCGAGAUAGAGCGAACCUCUUGUCAAGCGUCAGAUCCGACAUAAACGCACAUCGUGCAAAUGACCCAGAGUCCGGUGAGGCAGAUUAUAUGCUGGGAGAAAGAAGACGAAUUGAUAAUAGUCAUAACAUGGUUGAUAGUGUCUUAAGCCAAGCCUACGCAGUUAACGAAGGAUUUGUCUUGCAAAGAGAGACACUCGCUAGCAUUAACCGUCGGAUUACCAGCACAGCUGCACUAGUUCCUGGUUUAAAUAAUUUAAUCGGGAAAAUAUCUGCCAAAAAAAGAAAGGAUGGACUCAUCAUGGCAGUCUUUAUCGCUUUGUGUUUUGUAUUUUUCUUUUACCUCAGAUAA
This is a messenger RNA of Blumeria graminis f. sp. triticale, 681 nucleotides long. NCBI's taxonomy places the organism in Eukaryota, Fungi, Ascomycota, Leotiomycetes, Helotiales, Erysiphaceae. The record is from the annotation of a GenBank genome assembly.